AUGUCGGCUCCCGCUACGUUUUACGAGCAGCUGCCGCUCCCUACGCUCGACCGCCCCUUCGGCAUCCACCUAUGGCCCAUCUUUGACAAGCUCUUCACGGCCGUUGUUGGCUACUCGGCCAAUGACUUCGAGUUCGUGCCUUUCGAGACUCCCAUGUCCACCCUGAAGUCGACGUCCAUCUUCAUCGUCAUCUACUACUUCAUCAUCUUUGGCGGCCGAGAGCUGAUGCGCAACCGCGAGCCUUUCAAGCUCAAGGCGCUCUUCCUCAUCCACAACUUCUACCUGACCGCUAUUAGCGGCUUCCUCCUGGCUCUCUUCAUUGAGCAGCUUCUGCCUACCGUUGUCCGUAAGGGUAUCUUCUUUGCCAUCUGCAACCACGAUGGCGGCUGGACUCAGCCUCUGGUUGUCCUCUACUACCUCAACUACCUGACCAAGUACCUUGAGCUGCUCGACACCGUCUUCCUGUUCCUCAAGAAGAAGCCUUUGACCUUCCUCCACUGCUACCACCACGGUGCCACCGCUCUUCUUUGCUACACCCAGCUGAUUGGCUUGACCUCCGUCUCUUGGGUUCCUAUUGUCCUUAACCUGACUGUGCACGUUGUCAUGUACUGGUACUACUUCCAGAGCGCUCGUGGCAUCAAGAUCUGGUGGAAGGAGUGGGUUACUCGUCUCCAGAUCAUCCAAUUCAUCAUUGACCUGGGUUUCGUCUACUUCGCUUCCUACACCUACUUCACCUCGACCUACUUCCCUUACAUGCCCAACGCUGGCAAGUGCGCCGGUGAGGAGUUUGCUGCCUUUGCUGGCAUUGGUAUCCUCAGCUCAUACCUGGUCCUCUUCAUCUCCUUCUACUUCGCCACCUACAAGAAGGACGGCAAGACUACUACUCGCAAGUCUCUGCGACGCAUGAGCCAGGCUCCUCUUCCCGACCCUGUCCACAUGGCUACCUACUCCAACGGCAAGACCAAUGGCACUACCACUGGUGCCAAGACCAACGGUGCCACUGCUAGGUCCCGCAAGGCUUAA
Molecule: messenger RNA, 1023 nt
Organism: Trichoderma asperellum CBS 433.97
Lineage: Eukaryota; Fungi; Ascomycota; Sordariomycetes; Hypocreales; Hypocreaceae
Biological process (GO): very long-chain fatty acid biosynthetic process; fatty acid elongation, monounsaturated fatty acid; fatty acid elongation, saturated fatty acid
Cellular component (GO): endoplasmic reticulum membrane
Molecular function (GO): fatty acid elongase activity
Source: RefSeq, a predicted model, not a curated record